CGUUUUGAUUAAGAUGCUUCAAUGUUUUAGUGGUUUAGUGGUUGGGGGUCCCCCACAAACAUUGAAGUGCCAGUUCGCAGGUAGGUGAAGAUCGAAAUGUUAACUCUGUGCCCAACAUAAGCCAUGCCCAUGAGAGCUCAGGGACUUUGAUAUUGGAAUGGAGACCUGUUUGAGAGCCCCAAUAAACACCACCACCACCAUUACCUCCUCUGGCACUAGAAGAAGACAUGGGUAUAGUGUGAAUUGCUCACAUCAGCAUGUCUAGUGUGAAUAGUGAUGGCUUUGCUCUUUCUCCAGUGUGGGUUUUGGGCGCAAAUCCCUUUACUGUUUUUGUGAUUGAAGUCAAAAAGAGGCAGUCAAGCAAAAAUCCCUCCUCUACAACCUUGCUUUGCUUACCCCACCAGAAAGUGAACUCACAACCCCAUUGUCUCCUCAGAUUCCCCAUCUUCACCUCCAUUGUUACAGUUUGGUGGGUCAGUCUAUGUUUCUUUUGUCAGGAUUCUCUUGGGCUACUAGAAACAAAGAGAGAAUUAAUGUACAAACACUACCUCUCCCCACACACCACCACCACCUCUUCCUCAAUAAAAGAGAAGAGACCAGAACUACUCUCUCUCUCUGUCUCUCUUUACUCCACCAACCACCCUCUUUAAGAACACUGCCUCUUCCCCUUGAUUGCUUUCAACCUCUUAUGAUACACACCUACACUCAUGGCAAAGAGCUUGCAGGACUCCUCUUCCAAAAGACACUUCCACUGGACCAACAAAGUUGGCAAUGAAGAUUAUCAUGAUCAUGAUAACCAUGAAGAUGGAGUUGGAGUUGGAGUUGGAGUAGGUCUUCCAACCUUGAAAUCUUCUCUGUCAAAAGCAGUUUCUGAUGAGGAAGAGAAGAGAAAGGAGGGUCAAGCGACUCAAAGGGUUCAGCUACAGAGAAGGAAGCUCCAGGCAGCAGCAAUGUCGAGGCUCCGGUCGGUGCUGACCGCGUUUGGGAAGAACAGGUCAGGGCUCCCACUGGGUCUGGGGCCGAGAGUUAUAGGGACCCUUUUUGGGUCUAAGAAAGGGCAUGUGCAUUUUGCUCUCCAGAGAGACCCAAAUUCACACCCGGCGUUCCUGAUUGAGCUUGCUACUCCAAUUAGUGGGCUGGUGAAGGAAAUGGCUUCCGGGCUUGUGAGGAUUGCUUUGGAGUGUGACAAGGAGAAGGAGGAGGAGAAGAAAACAGAGGAUUCGAAAUCGAAGUCGAAAAGUUCAGCUGUGAGGUUGCUGGAGGAGCCUGUGUGGAGGACUUACUGCAAUGGGAAGAAGUCUGGGUUUGCUAGCCGGAGGGAAUGUGGGCCCAAAGAGUGGAAGGUGUUGAAGGCUGUUGAGCCCAUUUCAAUGGGUGCUGGGGUCUUGCCUCCUGCGAAUGAAGGUGAAGCUGGGUGUGAUGGUGAGCUCAUGUAUAUGAGGGCCAAGUUUGAGAGGGUUGUUGGGUCCAGAGACUCUGAGGCUUUCUACAUGAUGAACCCAGAUAGCAAUGGAGCUCCUGAACUCAGUAUCUACUUGCUUCGAGUUUAACUGAGCUCGGAUUAGCCACUCUGUGCUUCAAGUUCUUGAAGAGUAAGCUCUUCUUGGAAGCUUAGUUCUCUCCUAGUAUUUUUGUUUCCUUUUUUUCUUUUUCUUUUUUCCUUAGGUUGGAAUAUUUGGGGAAAAUGGUUAGUGGGAUUAUGUCUUUCAUAUUGUGUUAGUGUAGGUGGGGGGGGGCAAUACAUUAGAACAUGAUGGUAGGUGGUGGGGGCAUGAAGGUGUACAUGUAUAGCUUUUUCCAAUCCUUAAUGAAGUGAUGAUGAGACCUAAUGUUAAUGCAAUCCUGAUUGUCAUCU
Rosa chinensis is the source of this 1855-nucleotide messenger RNA. RefSeq names its product protein MIZU-KUSSEI 1. The record is from RefSeq and is a predicted model, not a curated record. Gene Ontology annotation, biological process: hydrotropism. The coding region runs from base 708 to 1550 and encodes 280 amino acids. The transcript has a single exon. Lineage: Eukaryota; Viridiplantae; Streptophyta; Magnoliopsida; Rosales; Rosaceae.